Molecule: messenger RNA, 5745 nt
Organism: Miscanthus lutarioriparius
Lineage: Eukaryota; Viridiplantae; Streptophyta; Magnoliopsida; Poales; Poaceae
Source: the annotation of a GenBank genome assembly
AUGGCGCCGCCGCGCGGCGACAGGAAGAUGGGGAAGGGCGCCGGUGGCAAGACCGACCUGCGCCCCGACCGGAAGCAGUUCAAAAGGCACAGCAAGGAGGAUGCAGCUGCUGAGCAGGGGGAUGGCGAAGGAGAGCAGCAGCAGUCGGCAGCGCCGGGUUCUGCUGCGCUCCUCGCCGCAGCUUCUGACGAAGCUGACUUCCCGAGAGGGGGACGCAGCCUCCUGAGCAAGGAUGAGGUGGCGGAGGCUCGUGCGGAGGCGGAGCAGGAUUUCGAGAGGGAGGGGAAGAAGGGGAAGGGGAAAAGGAAGAGGAGGGGCGGCGACUCGUCUGGUUUUGGCGCGGAUGACGACUUGGGGACACUCUUCGGCGGGGCCACCACUGGGAAGCUCCCACGCUUUGCUAAUCGCAUCACAGUAAAGAAUAUUUCACCAAAUAUGAAGCUCUGGGGUGUUGUAAUUGAGGUUAACCAGAAAGAUAUCGUGUUAAGUCUACCUGGUGGAAUUAGAGGGUUUGUUCGCUCAGAGGAUGUGUGCGACAUUGCUUUGCAGGAAAAUCGUAAGGAUAGUGAGAACAGUUUAUGUGCAGAAGUUGUUCAUGUUGGUCAGCUUGUUCCUUGUAUAGUCCUACGAGUUGACGAUGAUAAGAAAGAAGGAAAAGUAAACAAACGGGUUUGGCUAUCAUUGCGAUUAAGCCUACUGUACAGGGGACUUUCCCUGGAUGGCUUGCAGGAAGGAAUGGUACUUACUGCCCAAGUCAAAAGCACUGAGGACCAUGGUUACAUUCUUCAUUUUGGAGUAUCCUCCUUUAGCGGAUUUAUGCAAAAGGAUGACAAAGAAAAUGUGAAGAUUGAGCGCCGACAACUGAUGCAAUGUGUUGUGAAGGCGAUUGACAAAACUCGGGCUAUUGUUCACUUGAGUUCUGAUAAAGACUUGCUUUCUAAAUCUAUUAUUAAGGAUCUGAAAGGCCUUUCUAUUGAUCAUUUGAUUCCUGGGAUGAUGGUUAAUGCACGCGUCCAUUCAGUUCUUGAAAAUGGAGUCAUGUUAUCAUUUCUUACUUAUUUCAGUGGAACAGUUGAUAUUUUUAAUUUGUUGAAUUCCUUUCCCUCUGGUAAUUGGAAAGAUGAUUACAGUAAGAAUAAGAAGGUAAAUGCUCGCAUCCUGUUCGUUGAUCCAUCAACAAGAGCAGUUGGGCUUACAUUGAACAAACAUUUACUUCAUCUUGAAGUACCCCCUAUUAAUCUAAAAGCUGGAGAUAUCUACGAUAAAUCAAAGGUGCUGAGGGUAGAUAAAAAGGCUGGUCUUUUUCUUGAAAUACCUUCUCCAACUCCAUCACCUGGAUUUAUUAGUAUACAUGAUGUGUCAGACAAGGAUGCAAAAAACUUGGAGAAGUUUAAGGAAGGCAGUAGCUUACGUGUCCGUAUACUUGGAGUGCGGAAUCUUGAAGGAGUUGCAAUAGGCACCGUAAAAGACAGUGCUUUUGAAGGGUCUGUUUUCACUCAUGAUGAUGUUAAACCUGGAAUGUUAGUGAGAGCUAAGGUUGCUACUGUUGAGCCAUUCGGUGCUAUUGUACAGUUUUCAAGUGGUGUGAAAGCACUUUGCCCGCUUCCUCAUAUGUCAGAGUUGGAACAUAUUGUGAAACCAUCAAAGAAAUUUAAGGUUGGAGCUGAGCUUCUUUUCCGUGUAUUGGGCUGCAAAUCCAAGAGAGUUACAGUGACAUACAAGAAGUCUCUGGUGAAAUCAAAACUUGAUGUGCUGGCAUCAUAUACUGAUGCAAAAUUUGGUUUAGUGACUCAUGGAUGGAUUACUAAAAUUGAAAAGCACGGUUGCUUUGUAAAAUUCUACAAUGGAGUUCAGGGUUUUGUUAGCAGAUCUGACCUUGGAUUAGAGGCUGGAACUGAAGCAGAAAAUGUUUAUCAUGUUGGUCAAGUGGUCAAAUGUAGAAUUAUCUAUGUGAUCCCUGCUUCAAGAAAACUAAAUGUUAGUUUUGUCAUAUCCCAUAAUAGGGUUAUUCCGAUAGACACUCCAAAGUUGGGUAGUAUUGUCUCUGGUGUUGUGGAACGGCUUACUCCUGCAGCUGUUGUUGUCAGUGUAAAUGGCAUCUCCAAGGGGACAAUAUUAAAUGAACAUUUGGCAGACCAUCAUGGUCAAGCUUCUCAGUUGAAGAAUUUGCUGAAGCCUGGGCACGAGUUCAACCAACUUCUAGUUCUCGAUAUUGAAGGUCCAAAUUUAGUUCUUUCGGCAAAGCACUCACUUAUCAAUUGCGCAAAUGACAUUCCUUCAGAGAUAUCGCAGAUGCAUCCUGGAGUUGUAGUUCAUGGUUACAUCUGCAACAUUAUCGAAGCUGGUUGUUUUGUCCGUUUUCUCGGACAUUUGACUGGUUUCUCUCCCAAGGACAAAGCAGUUGAUAGGCGGAUAGAAAGGCUUUCUGAUGCAUUCUAUGUUGGCCAGUCAGUUCGGAGUCAUAUACUCAGCGUAAAUGCAGAAACUGCUAGAGUAAAACUCGCACUUCAACAGUCAAUGUGCUCCUCAACGGAUUCUUCAUUUAUUCAAGGAUACUUUCUUCUGGAUCAGAAGAUUGCAGCAUUGAAGUACUCAAGCAAUGAUUGGGCUCACACUUUUGGCAUUGGUAGCUUAGUUGAGGGGGAGGUGGGAGCAAUAGAAGAAUAUGGCAUUAUCCUUAACUUCAAAGACCAUCCGGAUGUUGUUGGCUUAAUCGAGCACCAUCAACUUGGUGGCAGUAGUGUGGAAGUGGGAUCUUCUGUGAAGGGUCUUGUUUUCGAUUUAUCUGAUGGAGUUGUUAACUUGUCCCUUAAACCAGAGCUAAUUGGCAGUGUUAGAAAUGUUGGAAAAAAGAAGAAACGCCAAAGGGCUGCAGUUGCAGACUUGGAGCUUCAUGAGGAAGUGAAUGCAGUUGUGGAAAUAAUCAAAGAGAGCUAUGUGGUCCUUUCCAUCCCUGAGUACAAUUACGCAAUUGGUUUUGCACCACUGAUGGAUUACAACUCACAACUGCUUCCCCACCACCACUAUGAUAAUGGACAACGCAUUACUGUGGUUGUUGGAAAUAUCCCAAGUUCUGAUUCUUCUGGAAGACUUAUCCUACUACCAAAAGCUUUGGCUCAGUAUUCUGCCCUCUCUGAAUCUAAAAGGGCUAAGAAGAAAUCUGGCUACAAAAUUGGGUCACUUGUUGAAGCAGAGAUUAUUGAUAUCAAGCCGCUUGAACUUCUACUGCAAUUUGGUGGCAAUCUUCAUGGAAGAAUCCAUAUUACUGAGGUUCUUGAAGAGGAUUCUGAUGAGCAUCCCUUUAGUAAAUUCAGAAUAGGGCAAAAGCUUAAUGCCAGAAUUGUUGCAGAGGCUGAACCUUCUGGAAAGAGUGGCAAAAACUUCAAAUGGGAAUUGUCUAUUAGGCCAUGUAUAGUCAAGGGAGAGUUUGAAGAAUUAACUGCUCAAAAAGAACAAAAGCACACCACAAAUGAGAUUGUACGUGCUUAUGUCGUCAAGGUGGAUAAGGAAUGGGUCUGGUUAACUGUAUCAAGAAAUGUUAUGGCUCAUUUAUUUGUACUUGAUAGUUCUUCUGAGCCCAGCGAACUGAAAGAAUUCCAGCAGCGCUUUAGUGUAGGCCAAGCAGUGAAAGGCCGUGUUAUCAAUGUGAACCGGGAGAAAAGGUUACUUCGGUUGAAGGCACUUGAUAACCAAUGCACACAGCCGAAUAUAGAUGAAAUACAACAAUCAAAGUUCUCUGUGUUUGAACAAACAAAACAAGGAGAUAUCAUCGGUGGACGUGUUCAAAAAAUUCUACCUGGUGUUGGUGGGCUUGUCGUUCAGAUUGGACCUCAUCUCCAUGGGAGGGUUCAUUAUACUGAAAUUGUUGACUCAUGGGUGGCCGAACCCUUGUCUGGAUUCCAUGAGGGCCAGUUUGUGAAGUGCAAGGUCCUGUCUGUGAGCCGCUCAUCAGAAGGAUCACUUCGAGUUGAUCUUUCACUCCGUUCAUCAAAUCUGAUCAGAGACUCUAACAACUCAGGACUAGUUGAUGAUCUGGCAACCUGUACCUCCCGGAUCGAAAAGAUCAAGGAUCUGCUUCCCGGAACUGAGAUUAAGGGCUAUGUGAAGAAUGUUAAUUCCAAAGGAUGUUUUAUUAUGCUUUCUCGAAUGGUUGAGGCUAGGAUUACUCUAUCAAAUUUGUCAGAUGAGUAUGUUGAAAAUCCGCAGAAGGAUUUCCCUGUUGGAAUGCUUGUACAUGGAAGGGUCCUGUCUACGGACCCAUCAUCAGGGAGAGUUGAGGCAUCACUUAGGAAGACCACUGGUUCCAAAUUGGAAAAGCUGGAUGAUAUUAGUUAUAGUGAUUUGCAUGUUGGGGAUAUCAUUGAUGGCCAAGUUAAGCGGGUUGAAUCCUUUGGAUUAUUCGUUACAAUUCGGAGAAGUGAACUGGUUGGUCUGUGCCAUGUAUCAGAACUUUCUGAUGAACCUGUCGUUGAUAUUAACUCUUGCUAUAAAGCUGGUGAUAUGGUUAAAGCCAAAAUUCUGAAGAUCGAUGAGAAGCGGCAUCGAGUAUCACUUGGAAUGAAGAAGUCGUACUUUGAUUCUGAUCUGACUGCUGACACAAAUGAUGAUGAAGAUGAUGAAAGUGCUCUUAUGGACAUCAGUGUUGCCCCUCAGAUGGUUGAAUAUCAUAACAGAAGUUUAGUUCAUCGCAAAGCAGAACCAAUGGCUUCUGUGCUGCCUCUUCAGGUUUGCUUGGAUGAAUCUGAAGGUUCUGACCUAGAGGAUAAUAAUAAUAAUAAUAAUAAUAAAGAUCUUGAAAUUGCAAAUGGAACUGAAGCAAAUGCUAAAAAGAAUGAUAAACAAUUAAAGAAGGAAGCAAGAAAACAAAGGGAACUAGAAAUCAGUGCUAUGGAGGAAAGGGCUUUGCAGGGAGAUGUACCACAAACUCCAGAUGAUUUUGAGAAGUUGGUCAGGAGCUCCCCAAAUAGUAGUUUUGUCUGGAUAAAAUAUAUGGCCACUUUGUUAGAUCUUGCAGAUGUUGAGAAAGCACGUGCAGUAGCUGAGAGGGCUUUAAAAACAAUAAUCCCCAGAGAAGAAGAGGAGAAACUUAAUGUUUGGGUAGCAUAUUUCAAUCUGGAAAAUGAAUACGGUAGUCCACGGGAGGAUGCUGUGAAAAAGGUAUUCCAAAGAGCCUUGCAAUAUUGUGAUCCCAAAAAGUUGCACUUGGCUCUUCUUGCGAUGUACGAGAGGACCGAACAGUAUGAACUUGCAGAUGAACUUCUAGACAGAAUGACCAAAAGGUUCAGAACUUCCUGCAAGAUAUGGUUAUGCCGCAUUCAGUUCGCCCUCAAGCAAGGCAAGGACGUUGAGUACAUCAAAUCCAUUGUAAACCGUGUGCUUCUAAGUUUGCCACAUAGGAAGCGCAUAAAGUUCCUCUCGCAGACAGCUAUUCUAGAAUUCAAAUGUGGGGUGCCUGAAGAAGGAAGAUCCAGAUUUGAACUAAUAUUGCGGGAGUACCCAAAAAGAACAGACCUUUGGAGUGUUUAUCUUGACCAAGAAAUCCGCCUUGGUGACAUAGAAGUUAUACGGGCAUUGUUUGAGAGGGUGACUUGUCUUACCCUACCUCCAAAAAAGAUGCAGUUCUUGUUCAAGAAGUACCUUAAUUUCGAGAAGUCACUGGGUCAAGACAACGAAAGAAUUCAGCUUGUGCAGCAGAAGGCAAUUGAAUAUGUUCAGAGUUCACUGCCGUCACAAGACAACUCUUGA